This is a messenger RNA of Thelazia callipaeda (thelaziosis nematode), 240 nucleotides long. Lineage: Eukaryota; Metazoa; Nematoda; Chromadorea; Rhabditida; Thelaziidae. The record is from the annotation of a GenBank genome assembly.
AUGAGAGAAGACGAUGAUAAUCGGCACAACAAAUGGAAGAAUUCGUUCCAGACUCUGAAGUUCACAAUACUUUCCCAUCUGAAGCCGAAUUUGGGAAGAUACUGUUGGAAAGUUGGAUACUAUUGGAAUUUGGGAAGAUACUGUUGGAAAGGUUCAAGGUGCGAAAGAGCAGGCAAUCCUGAAACUGGCGGUAUGCAUAAAGCAAGAAGACCAGUUAUUUACUAUGUUGUAUGGCGUUAA